Messenger RNA from Athene cunicularia (burrowing owl), 5135 nucleotides. RefSeq names its product synaptosome associated protein 47 (gene SNAP47). NCBI's taxonomy places the organism in Eukaryota, Metazoa, Chordata, Aves, Strigiformes, Strigidae. Gene Ontology annotation, biological process: exocytosis; synaptic vesicle fusion to presynaptic active zone membrane; synaptic vesicle priming. Gene Ontology annotation, molecular function: syntaxin binding; SNAP receptor activity. The record is from RefSeq and is a predicted model, not a curated record. The coding region runs from base 454 to 1800 and encodes 448 amino acids. The transcript has 5 exons. Gene Ontology annotation, cellular component: plasma membrane; SNARE complex.
UUUGUGUCUUGUAGCACCGUUUGGAGAGCUGUAGACUUAGAAACCUGGUGGAACUGCAUCUUAAGCCUUCAGUUAAAAAAGAGGGGUGAGUCACUUGAUGGGCCUUAUGAGCAUGUUUAUUAUGACGAUUGUUGGGCUCACAGGAGCGUUAAAUUCAUCAUUUGCCAGAUGGUAGCUUUGGGAAUAAACCACCAAAGAUAGAAACCUUAUGGAAACUUCAACCAUGAAGGAGGAGAAAAAGUAAACAAACGCCAACACAUUUAGAAACGUGCAGAAAUGUUCUGCAGAUAAUUACCGAGGGCAGAUGAGAAGAAUCUGUGACUGUUUUGGAGGCUCUGAGGUGGACGUGUUGCAAAGGGACGCUGUUCUGCUUGUGAGCUGACAGCACCUUCUCCCAGUUUGUGUAGCAUCUCCUCGCGCCUGGCAUAAUUAGUAAUGCUUACAUUUCAUUGAAUGAUCUCAAAGUGUUUCACAAGAGAAGUUUCUCCUUCUGGCUUUGAGGGCAUUGCUUUUGAAGAAGAGGAUCUGAACGGCGAGCUGAUGAACGAAGACAUACGUAUCCAUAGCUGGCCUUGUUCUUACUACUUGGACACCAGAAAACAAUGGGUCUCUGGCAGACUCUCGCUGACUCCUGUUGCAAUCAAAUUUACAGCUGACAAGACUGGGGAGCUUCUGGUCGACUUCCAUCUUUCUAGUGUUAGUGAGAUCAAGAAGGAAUCUUCAAAUUUAAUCUUCAGCUCCCUUACCAUCUUAGAGAAUAAUACCAAGCACUGGUUCAGUUCUCUGCAACCCAACAGAAAUGUGGUAUUCAACAUCCUUGAGCACUUCUGGAGGGAGCAGUUGCUGUCAAGCCAAGCUGCAGGAGCAGAAGCAGCAGCUUUGCAGUCAACGAAGGGAAAAGAACUGACGGGGUUAUUGACUGGAUCACAGAAACGACUGGAGGACACAGCAAAAGUGCUGCAUUACCAGGGUGAGCAGUUUGAUAACAUCAUGAGAGGACUCAACAAGAUCGAAGGGGAUAUGGAUGUAGCAGACAGGUUGUUGACUGAGCUUGAAUCUCCUUCUUGGUGGCCAUUUAGCAGCAAGCUCUGGAAAGUGCCAUUGGAAACCAAGCCAAAGGAAACCGCCACAGUUUCCGAUUCGAAGAACCAGGAAGGAAUCAUAAUGAGAAUUCCAGUUAUUAUCACCCACAGAACAGACUCAAAUGUCAAGCCAGGAAAACUCACACUUUUCGCUUCUGGCCUGGAAAUCAGUGACUGCAAUUCUCAGGUCAUUCACCGGUUUGAAUCAAGGGAUGUAGAUGAUAUCAGAGUUCAUACGCCAUAUGAAAUCAGUGUCCGUCAGAGAUUUAUUGGGAAGCCCGACACCUCUUACCGGCUCUUGUCAGCAAAGAUGCCAGAAGCAAUCCCCAUCUUGGAGAUGCAGUUUAGCAAGAAGAUACAGUUUUUAGAAGAUGCCCUAGGAUUUGUUGGUGCCAGGAAAUCUCCUCAGGUGGAUUUGGGGACCUCCAUUUGGCAAGCAGCCACAGGACUUCUGGGAGGAGUGGUACAGCCCUGCUCUCUGUUGGGAGGUGGAGAAGGGAUGGACAACGAUGAGGUUCAGCUGCAGAAGCAAGAGAAGAUCUCCCAGGAAGAAGCACAAGAGCUUAAACAGAUACUAAAGAAGCUGAAGGGCCUUGCCUUGGAGACAGAAGCCGAGCUGGAGAGACAGGAUGAAGCUCUUGAUUCCAUCACUACCUCCGUAGACCGCGCGACACUGAAUAUUGACAAGCAGAACCGCAGAAUAAAGAAACUAACGUAGCUCCUGCAGGAGCCCCAGGGGAUGGUAUCGAGAGGAAGAGGAGGUUCAGGGAACUGUAUUUUUCCAAGACUGUUACUUUAAAUUCUCAAUUUGAUUGCACGGGAGGUGUUUGCAAAAUUGUCUGGAAUACGAUGCUGCUAUUGUCGAGUUCCUGAGGGUUUUGAAAAAUGUUUCCAGACUUGGAUGAUGUUUGAAGGCUGGUUUAGAAAGGCCAAGACUGUUAAUUGUGGUGAAACAAUGAUAGUGGAUUCUUUACUACAGAAAAACUGUAAAUAUGAAGGGAUGUGAUAUAAUCUGAAUCAACUUUUAUGUGCUUUUUUUAUGUUGCUGCUUUUGAAAGUCGUUUUUUGGGGGGGUUUUUUACUGCAACGAAGAAGUAAAGGAGAAAUGUACUGCAUAUGAGACUACUUUAGAUGAUUACAGCCUAUUAAUUAUCUCUGAAGGUCUUUCUUUAAAAUAGUUAAUAGCUGAACUAAGGGCCAGAUGUCCAACUGCAAGUCAUUGAGGCUUUUUUGUGUAAGUUAAUGCUGAGGUGAGCAAAUGAUGGUGAUAAAACCUUGUGUUCCCUGAGCAAAUAGUUUUAAUAAGUUUCAAUCAUGCUUUUAAUGUACCCAGAAAUUUUAUAAGAGUGAUGAAGACUUAGUGGCCACAGCUGCUGUCUGUUGCCAUAUCCUGGGAAAUCAAGAGAAGAAGGUUAGUUAAUGUGCAAGUAUUGGUAGAUACAUCUGCUUAUUGAGCAGAUUUUUUUUUUUUUUUUUUUCCACUCCAUAAAUAGUGGAAAUUAAGGCACUUAUAAAAAGUGUCGAAGUCAUAUAGAUGCUUCUGCUUUCCAGAAAGGGAGUGCUGAUCUUCGAUGAUCAUCUAUGCAUUUGUGUGUGUUUUAUUUUUCCCCUUUGAACUGCAGAGAUAGUGAAGAAAUUGAUUUUAGAAUGGAGGAGGUGAUUUUCUUCACAGGUGAAUUUACUCAGUUCUUGGAGUUUGCCAUUUUUAUAUCCCUCACUUGCACACACAGUGGGUUUAUAUUUUUAGUAAUAGUCUGACAUGGGAUGCAGUGUCCUCAGAGCAUCAUGAAUGUAGCAUUCAGUUAGGCUGGUCCCUAAAUACCAUGUUGGGUCUGGGCUGCCGCAUCUCUGGUGGAUGUUAGUGGAAGGUCUCUUGUCCUUUUGCUUCUCUGUCCUUCAUUUUCCAAGGACAUCCCUACCAUUCAUCUCUGACUCUCUAAAUGGGAAUAUCAUGAGUUGUGUGGAGCUUCGUGUGGGUUUUGUGUCUGCUCCAGACUCACAGGCUGAGGGGCCUAUGGUCGAAGCUGUAGACAUCUGUAUAACAUUUGACAGUCAUGGUACAUCCAUGUAUCUUGUGGCUUUUAUUUAUUUGCACUAACUGGUGGUAAAGCAUUUCAAGACUUCUUGUAGAUCUGUAUUUCUAAAAUGAAAGGGAAUACUGUGAAUCGUUGUCUGAUAGAUUUUUGUUGAGUUUACAGUUGGCUCCAUUGAGACUACAGGACAGUGGAGACUUUUUCUGCCCCUAACUUGCUUCACACUAUGUACUAGAGAUUCCAGGUAAUCCAUGUAUCUAUUGCCUGUGGCAGAGAACUCACAUUUCAUCAGUUCCUACAGUCUACCAGCUAUUUUAGUUCAAAGUAGCUGUUUUAAUAUGUUUGGGGGGUGGGGUGGGGGGUGUUAAAGUGUUUUAUAUUAAACAGUUCUUUUUCUAUUGCUUUCAAAUACACUUUGGUGCAAUAUAUUUAACUAGUGAAGCUUUCCACUGCUUAUUCCACUGAUAGUUGGUGUGAAAUUUUCCAGUUGCAGAAUAACGCAGCCUACCUUUUAAAGAACGGUACAGCAAAUCGCAUGGAAUAUGUUGUUUUCAAGAUCUUACUCUACCUUGUUUUGUAUUACUUAAUAUUAGUUUGUUAGUAUUGGAGUAAAGUGUACUUCUGCACUGCAAGUUCUUAAUUUACAGUCCAAGUUGUUAUUGGCAUGCACUUUACCUACUUGCUGAAUAUGGCGAUUAUAUAUACAUACAUUAUGUGUACUAUGAAAUAAAAUAAUGUCUGGGGUUCUCUUGUUUGUUUCUGAUCCCCAAAUCACUGUUGUUUUUACUGUGAAAGGAAGAUAUGUUUACAAAAGUAAUUAUUUCAUUAAUUUAAAAGUAUACUUUGCACAAAAUGUGUGUUAACUGAACCUGGUGCUGACUGGGAACGAAUCUCUGAAUUAGUCCAAACCAGGAUUGCCAAAAGUAAAUACUAAUUACAUGUCAUCUAGUUUAGCAUUCUUUGUGCCAUACUUAUUGUUGUGAUUUUUAACACUAGCUGUUGCAUCUGAUUCAGUAUUUUGUGGUUUGUGUUACUCCAAAAUGUCCAUGCUAAAGCAAAAAAAUUGUGAUAUUGUUUGUAAGAAGUGACCCAUUCUAGAGCUGUGCAUUAGCUGAAUUUCAUGUGCCCAGAGGACUUUCAAUCUGUAAUUUCUCUCUAUUAAAUAUCUUGGAAUAAUGAUUUUCUCUCUUGUUAUUCACUUGGCUGAGAAGUUGCAGUAAAAAUACUGUUUAUCUACCCCUUUCUCAUAUUGUGGAACAGAAUUUAAUUUCAGAAUUAAAUCAUUUUGUGUAGGGCUGGGCUUUAGGAUAGGCUUUUUUUAAUUUUAAAAAAAAAAAAAAAAAAAAAGGAAGAUGUUAACUGGUGGAAUAUUAUCAAUGUGAAUGUCAAUCUCUCCUCAGCUGGACAGUGAAGUGGGUGGAUGUCAGCACAGUAUACUCUGUCCUGGAGACUGUGGCAUAGAAACUGCUCCAGCUCCUGUAGAGUGGACUAAGAACUGCUUGGACAUGUCACAAUUCGAACAACUUGGUACACAAGUAUAAAUAUUUCACUCUGAUCAAGACUCCUCUUACUAUGUAAUAAUACAGCUUCUGUUAUUGCCAAGAGUGCUUAGAGCCUCCUAAGUUCCUUUUACUCUAAACCCAAGCACCAUUAUUUUCCAAAUUGUGUCACAGCUCCGGACCAGUGCUCCACAGGGGAAGAUGCAGCUGGUAACGUGCCAAACACUAUUCUUGUGCUUCAUUCUUCACUGAUGUGUUAUCUGCAUGAGGCUUAGAGAGGUACUUCUAGGAUCACUUUUGCCUUUUAUAUGCAGUUUGUUAGUUCUUUGUAAGUCUUCUACUACAAUGUGAAAAGUGAGGGGCUUUCUUAUUAAGAGGUAUAUAAGGAACAAACUAAUAAGAGAGAUUCUAACCUAAAAAAUAAGUAGCCUUUUUGGGGGGAAGGCUUUUCAACUCCUGCAAAAUAGAACGAGAUUGUAUUGUGUCAUAUGGCAGGUUUAUAAUCCCAUGUGUGUUCAUGG